This is a messenger RNA of Lithohypha guttulata, 2205 nucleotides long. RefSeq names its product Heat shock transcription factor (gene CTA8). Lineage: Eukaryota; Fungi; Ascomycota; Eurotiomycetes; Chaetothyriales; Trichomeriaceae. Gene Ontology annotation, biological process: regulation of DNA-templated transcription. The record is from RefSeq and is a predicted model, not a curated record. Gene Ontology annotation, molecular function: DNA-binding transcription factor activity; sequence-specific DNA binding. The coding region runs from base 1 to 2205 and encodes 734 amino acids. The transcript is spliced from 2 exons.
AUGUCGCGGAAGAGGCCUGCACCAGGCGCGUCGCCUGUGAGAUAUCCUGCCCAGCUUCACCAGGUACCCAACAGUUAUCAGAGCGCAGGUCAACCGUUGACCGAUGACCAAUUCUUGAAUUGGGGAGCGAAUGGACAGGAUCCGAGCUCAUACCUGAACCAGUCCGCAUUCAACCUGCCCACGAAUCAAUACCCACCACAAGCUGCACCACCACCACCUAAUCAAUCGAACCAACUCGCGCGUCGACCCAUGUCUCAGAUGGUUGCCCAUCAACCGCAGCAGAACAACCAGUAUGCUACCGAGCAACAAAGCCAACCGACGCAGCGACAGCAGCAACAGCAAGAGGCGGCUAUAUCAUGGAGUGACGAUAUCAACGAACUGCUUGCGAAAGCACAAGUCGCAAAGAAGAAUUCACAGUCUAAUAGAAAGCAGAUACCUCCCUUUGUGAUGAAGCUGCACAGUUUUUUGGAAAAUCCCAGGAAUACCGAUCUUAUUCGAUGGGCCGACGACGGCAAGUCUUUCGUCGUACUCAAUGAAGACGAGUUUGCGAACAAGCUCAUCCCGGAGCUGUUCAAGCACAACAAUUAUGCCUCCUUCGUACGACAGCUCAAUAUGUAUGGCUUCCACAAGAAAGUGGGUUUAUCAGACAACUCGAUGCGUGCGAGCGAGAGAAAGGCAAAGAGUCCAUCGGAAUAUUGGAACCCCUUCUUCCGGAAAGGUUACCCUGACCUUUUAUGGUUAAUACAAAAACCAAAGAACCAGUCUGCCAACUCCAAGAAGUCUCGUGGCAAGUCCGAAGAGCAUGAGGAGGAUGACGAGUAUGUGGAGGAGGCGAAUGGUUCAACACAGUUUCCUGCCCGACCAUUAUUGACAGAGGGAGGUCAACCAUCAGGGAAUGCUCUCACUCAAGAACAGUUCAGCACCGUGCAGAGAGAGUUGUUAAUGAUACGCAGGCAACAAGGUCAAAUUGCACAUAUGCUAAGCGCUCUGAAGCGUGAACACGAUGCACUCGUUGACCAGGCCAGUGACUAUCAGAAUAAACAUUCGCGGCAUGAAAGCUCCAUCAACGCUAUUCUCACAUUUCUGGCCACCCUGUACAACAGGAGUCUGUCAGGCCAUGAAGGUGCUCAAGACAUUGCAAAGAUAUUUCAGAAUGCCGUCAACCAAGACAGCAAGAGUGGCGUGCUGGACGUCAAUGAUUUCGUCUUCAACCUGCCGGAAGGUACUUCUAUCGAUCAAGCCCAACAACCCUACAAGAAGCAGCGUCUACUGCUCACUGAUGGAUCCGAGGGUCGUGCCCAGACAAUGUCACCCGCUGCAUCUGCUGCAAGCCCCAUGUCGAGACCAUCCAGAAAGUCGUCCCACAUGACAUCGCCAAAAUCUGCCCACGUUGAGGAGAUUUUUGAUCCAGAGAUUGACCAGUCCACUCGAAACUAUAGUUCCUCUACUGGCCAACAGCAGCAGGACAUGAUGUCUUUGAUACACAACACGAACGCACGUAAUUCUGGUGCCAGCACUCCUACUCCAGAUUUCUCCCAUGUUCUCAAUGACCUUGAGAAAAAUGGCGGCACAACUCCCAUUGACGCUGCACAACGUGACAAUAUGCUUCGAAUGUUCAACAAGCAGUCAAGAAGACCACAGAGUAGUGGGAGCGAUAUGAGGGCACUAAGCAGUCCUGCUCGCUCCAAUACACAAACACAAUUCGACAAGAAGAUUGCUUCUACCAAAUAUGACCUUGACCAUCUCGAACAAUUGCAGGCAGCUCAAGAAAAAUCCGUCGAAAAUCUCACCAAUCUUCUACAACCUCUUUCGCCUACUGGGAGCAUACCUGGUUUAGGAGAUGGUCAAGAUAUUCCACCCGCCCCACUCGAUAUUGAUUCCUUCUUGAGCAACCAUGACUACUUCUCCGACUAUAACAACGACGUGAACGGCAACCUCGACUUUUCUAAUCUGAACAACGCUGCAUACAACGGCAAUGGCACCACCGCUACAUAUGAUUUCACAGACGACGAUCCGCUCUUUGCGAGCGUGGACGACACAAACGGUAUAGAUAACAAUUUUCUCGAUGUCAAUCAGUAUAACGGCACAGGGAGUGAAGGGAGGAUAGAGUCACUCGCUAGCAGCGAGGCUCCUACGCCCAAAAACAACGGUAGUGAAGCCGGUGACUAUGAUGGCCACGUCUCGAAGAGAAGGAGGAAGUCCUAG